AUGGCUACAAGUGAAUUGAAUCAGUUUCUGGAAGAUAUUGAUGAGAAAGUCUUAGAGUGUGCCAUAUGCUUGAAGAGACUCCAGAAUCCAAAAUCUCUCAACUGCCUGCAUAGUUUUUGUUUGGCCUGUCUGGAAGACUGGGUCAAGAAGAAGGGUAAGCUGACUUGUCCAACUUGCACAAAAUCAUUUCCCAUUCCAGAAGGCGGGCUUCAGAAAAUUCCACCAAACACAUUUCUGAAUAACUUGUUAGAAACCCAUCAACGAUAUGAUAAACCUGCUGGUGAUCACAUCACAAAAUGUGUUUGUGGAAAAGCAGAAGAAUACUAUUGCCAGGAUUGCAGACAUUACUUGUGCUCUUCUUGCAGAGAUUAUCAUAAAAUGUUGCCAAUUUCGGCAAAUCACAAGCUACAUGCAGUGGAGGAUGUGCGCUCAAUGACACCACAAGACUUUGCUUUGUUAAAUCCUCCACUGUGUUCACUUCACUCUAAACCUUUCGAGUUGUACUGUCAAGAUUGUAAAACUCCAAUUUGCAUUCAUUGCACAUUCAUAAACCACAAAAUGUGGGAAGGGAAGCACAAAACAAUCAGCAUAUCAGAUGCAUUCCAAACAUUUAAAGAAACUUCAUCAACAUUAGAAAAAUCUGCCCAAUGCUGCAAAGAUAAGUUAGAAGAAGGCCUUGAAGCAGUUAUUCAAACAUCUACAAAAUUAGAUGAAAGUAGAAAGACAAGUUUGCAAGAUAUUGACAGGCUUGUGCAGGAAAUGAUUAAAACAAUCAUGAAUAAAGGAGACGAAAUGAAAAAAAAUGUAGACAUAAUCUACAAACAGAAAAAGCAAGUAAAUGAUGUACAAAUGGAUGAAUUGAAAACAAUAAUAUCUGAAGUAAAUACAAAAUUAAGUUUUCUUAAGCAGUUAUUAAAGAGUGAUGAAGCAACAGCGAUGCAAUCAAGUGAAACAGUAAUUAAAGCACUGGAGGACAGAGUCAAUGAAAUGCCCAAAACAGAGCCAAAUGAUAAUGGGCAAAUUUUAUUUUUUGCAAACAAACACCACAUUGCUUCUUUGCAGCAAUGUGAGAUUGGAAAUGUAACACAAUCAACAAUAGAUGGUCUUACAUUAAAGGGAGUGGAAUCUGUGACACAAGGUCAAGAAAUUCUUGCCAAAAUAAUUAAAGCAGAUAGAUGUAAUGUAUUAGCAAAUCAAUUGAAGGCAACAUGGACACAUCCUACAGGAGAAAUAAACAUCUCUCAAGUUGACGAAGAUGACUAUGUAGAUUAUGUUGUGACAGGAAAAUGUAACAGUCCAGGUGUUUGUAGACUUGAUGUGAGUGUUGAUGGCAAACCGAUCAAGCAGUCACCAAUGAUAAUCAAAGUAGAACCAGAAGGAUUAUUUAAUACCAUUAAAUUAUUCAAAAACAAGAAUGAUGAUUGUAGAAGCCUAGUAAAAUGUGAAGAGUGCUUGUUGGUUUCAUGUCGGACUAAUGAAUUGUUCAAGUAUAUGCAAUCAGGAGAAUAUAUUGGUAAGGUUACACUACCACAAGAUGUGAAAAUAUUUAAAAUGUGCAAAAUGAAGAAUGGUAACAUAGCAGUCAGUGACGAAGGCAACGGAUGCAUCACAAUAGUUAAGAUGAAUGGUGAGGUGAUCAAAUCGAUUGGUCAGAAAAUAUUGAAGGAUCCAGCUGGGAUCCAUGUGGAUGAAGCAUCAAAUACUGUGUAUGCAGCUGAUUGUAAAUAUAAAUGUGUGUACAUAUUUGAUAUUGAUAGUGGCCAGCUGAUCAGAAAGUUAGCGUCACCAAACAAUAAAAUAGGAGUCAUUGAUGUUACCCUUACAAAUCAAGGAAAUAUUCUUGCAUUAGAAAGAAAAAGCAACUCUUGUGACAAUGGAUUAUUACAAUUUGAUAAUGAAGGAAGGUUGAUGAAAGUGCUUGUCAAAGGUAAUGAGCAUGAGGCUUGGAGUUUUGAAGAGGUAGUAGUUGAUGAGGAUCACAAUAUCAUUUUAGCAAGUUAUGGAAAAAUACAGCUUUUCAGUAGUGAUGGAAAUUUUAUCAAAAGAAUUGAUAAACCAGCAGACAGAAUCAAAUAUCCAAACGGAUUAUGCUUAAUUUCGCAACAUCCACGGAGAAUUGCGGUGAUAAAUAAUGACGCUAUAAAUUUAUAUAAUUACUGAUGUGUAUUCAGUAUUGGGUCCAGGAAUUUUAAAUAUGUGGCCCAGGGAGGGACUUUGGAUGGAGGGUAUAUACAACCUUAGUCCCACCAUGGUUGAGAGGGGAGGUAUACAAAAAUAUGAUUAUGAAAUAAAUGACAAUAUGAUUAUGACAAUGGAGAUUAUGUUGUGACAGGAAAAUGUAACAGUCCAGGUGUUUGUAGACUUGAUGUGAGUUUUGAUGGCAAAUCGAUCAAGCAGUCACCAAUGAUAAUCAAAGUACAACCAGAAGGAUUAUUCAAUACCAUUAAAUUAUUCAAAGACAAGAAUAAUGAAUACGGAAGCCUAGUAAAAUGUGAAGAGUGCUUGUUGGUUUCAUGUCGGACUAAUGAAAUGCUCAAGUAUAUGCAAUCAGGAGAAUAUA
Molecule: messenger RNA, 2560 nt
Organism: Anneissia japonica
Lineage: Eukaryota; Metazoa; Echinodermata; Crinoidea; Comatulida; Comatulidae
Product: tripartite motif-containing protein 2-like
Exons: 1
Coding region: 1-2160 (719 amino acids)
Biological process (GO): positive regulation of DNA-templated transcription
Cellular component (GO): chromatin; nucleoplasm
Molecular function (GO): zinc ion binding; ubiquitin-protein transferase activity
Source: RefSeq, a predicted model, not a curated record